CUCUCGCAUCCGCCUUUGACCUGCACUUUUUGCCCGGUCAGCUUUCUUUCACUUCCACUUGCGUGUUCUCGGUCGUUGUCAUCUCGGCCCUAUCACCCUCUGAUUUUUCUCGCCUGCUCGCACGCGCGACGUGUUACCAACUCAACAUGGAUGAAGACUACUCGACCGGGUCGGUGGACGCCGACCGCGAGAUGACCAGACUCUGGCGCACAUGGAGAACAGUCUUUGAGAUGCUUCUGGACCGGGGCUACGAAGUCACCGAAGACGAAGUGCAAAUCCCGCUCGCGGACUUCAAGCGAAAAUAUUCCGACCCUCUAGGAUACCCCGACCGCAACAAAAUGAAAGUCAGCGCGCGCCCCACCGAAGCCAUGCAAAUCAAAUACACGCCCUUACCCAGCAAAUCGAACCCAUCUCCGCAACCCGACUGCGGCACGAUCUACGUAGAAUUCUGCCCGGACUCCACCGGCGUGGGCACGAAGCAAGUCCGCGCGUUCAACCACUUCGUGGACGAGAACAACUUCCACACGGGGGUGUUCAUCACGCAGACGCCCAUCUCCCCCUCGGCGGUGCGCCUGCUCAGCGGCGUGCCCGGCCGCAUCUGCGAGCACUUCCAGGAGCAGGAUCUGCUGGUCAACAUCACCCGGCACGAGCUGGUGCCCAAGCACGUGCUGCUCAGCCCGGACGAGAAGGCUCGCUUGCUGGAGCGCUACCGCCUCAAGGAGUCCCAGCUGCCCCGCAUGCAGUUCGGUGACCCCGUCGCCCGGUACCUGGGGCUGCGGAAGGGGCAGGUCGUCAAGAUUAUUCGGAAGAGUGAGACGGCUGGGCGGUAUGCUAGUUAUCGGUGGGUGCUUUAAGGGG
Aspergillus uvarum CBS 121591 is the source of this 858-nucleotide messenger RNA. RefSeq names its product DNA-directed RNA polymerase core subunit RPB5. Gene Ontology annotation, cellular component: RNA polymerase II, core complex; RNA polymerase I complex; RNA polymerase III complex. The transcript is spliced from 3 exons. Gene Ontology annotation, molecular function: DNA-directed RNA polymerase activity; DNA binding. The coding region runs from base 147 to 854 and encodes 235 amino acids. NCBI's taxonomy places the organism in Eukaryota, Fungi, Ascomycota, Eurotiomycetes, Eurotiales, Aspergillaceae. Gene Ontology annotation, biological process: DNA-templated transcription. The record is from RefSeq and is a predicted model, not a curated record.